Messenger RNA from Harmonia axyridis, 1458 nucleotides. RefSeq lists its product as uncharacterized. Gene Ontology annotation, molecular function: nucleic acid binding. The coding region runs from base 1 to 1458 and encodes 485 amino acids. The transcript has a single exon. NCBI's taxonomy places the organism in Eukaryota, Metazoa, Arthropoda, Insecta, Coleoptera, Coccinellidae. The record is from RefSeq and is a predicted model, not a curated record. Gene Ontology annotation, biological process: DNA integration.
AUGACAAUUAAAAAUUCUGAAGAGUUUGGUUAUGUUAAUUUUGUAGAAGGUUUGAAUGUUGUUGAUAUUAACCGAGUUAGGUCUGAAACGCGCAAGGAUGUAAUUCUGGGAAAAGUUAACAAUUUAAUAAGAUAUGGGUUUGAAAAAGAAAAUGAAGAUGAUACACUGAAACCAUUUUAUGGUAGAAAAGAUGAACUAUCAUUGGAUAAAGGUGUAAUAAUGUGGGGAUACAGAGUUGUUCCGUUCACAUUAAGAAAACAGUUGUUACAAGAAUUGCAUGCUAAUCAUGAAGGGAUUGUUAAAAUGAAGACGAGGGCAAGGUCUUACUUUUGGUGGCCUUCGCUGGAUGGUGAUAUAGAAAAGGUAGUGAAAACGUGUGAAAUAUGUAUCAAACAGUGGCCAGAACCGUCCAAAAGUUCUUCAAAUUCUUGGAUAAGAACAAAUAAACCGUUACAACGGGUUCAUGCAGACUUUUUAGGUCCUUUUAUGGGGAAAACUGUUUUGGUUAUAAUUGAUUCUUACAGUAAAUGGCCUGAGGCUUAUGUCAUGAAUAAGUCGGGAGAUGCGAAAGAAACCAUUGAAAAGUUUAGAACUUUUAUGUCAACAUUUGGUUUAAUUGAAUUACUGGUUACAGACAAUGGUAGUCAAUGUACAUCUUAUGAGUUCACACAAUUUUUGGCAAAAAAUGGUAUAAAAUUCUUAACUUCUCCUGUGGGACAUCCAUCUAGCAAUGGUCAGGCUGAAAAUCUAGUUAAAAGUUUUAAGAAUAGUUUAAUCAAGAACACAAGGGAUAGCUCUAAUAAGGGUGUUAGUUUUCAAACAUUAUUGUCUCGUUUUUUGUUUAGUUAUAGAAAUUCCAAUCACAUGACUACAGGUGUAACACCAGCAAGUUUAAUGUUAAAAUUUCAACCCAAAACUAGAUUAGAUAUAUUGAGGUCAUCUGAGACAUUAUUUAAAAAGGACAAGAGUAAUGAAGGUAAAAGUGUAAAAAGUUUUGAGAUGGGGGAAAUAGUGUAUUGUAGAGAUUUGAGAAAUCCCAAUAAGAAAAGUUGGGCAAAGGCAGGAAUAGACGAAUUAAUUGGAGAUUCUGUAUACUUUUGUAAAUUGUUAACGGAAAAUCUUGUUUGGAAACGUCAUGCCGAUCAAAUUAUAAAAUAUUCGGAACAAAUUGUUGAGGAUUCUGAAGUCAUUCCAGACAAGAUCACUCCGAGGGAAAAUAAUAAUGAGCUGUUAGAGAAUAGAUUUGUAAGACAGGAAUUAGUUAAAGAAAAAACUUUGUUGGUAGAUACAAAGGAAUCCGAAGUUGACUCCAAUGGUAACUCUUCCAACAUAAUUUUAUAUGAUGAACAAUGUGUAACAGACAAUAAGGUUCAAAACAAUGUAUCUGAAAAUAUUGUGUGUAGAAUGAAUUUAAGACCUAGACACAAUAUUAAACCACCCGAUAAGUUGAACUUAUAG